Messenger RNA from Lathyrus sativus (Indian pea), 1272 nucleotides. The record is from the annotation of a GenBank genome assembly. NCBI's taxonomy places the organism in Eukaryota, Viridiplantae, Streptophyta, Magnoliopsida, Fabales, Fabaceae.
AUGUCUGUUUUGGUGAAUGGUAGUCCCACUAAGGAAUUUGAGGUUGAAAAGGGUUUGAGACAAGGAGAUCCCCUAUCUCCUUUUCUCUUUGUUAUUGUGGCGGAGGGUCUGGCGGGUCUUGUUAGGAAGUCUCAAGAGCUUGGUGAGUUUGAAGGCUUUAUUGUUAAUGGUAAGUGCAUGGUGGAUUUACUUCAGUUUGCAGAUGACACCUUGAUUGUGGGGGAAGGUACGUGGAAGCAUGUGUGGGCGAUAAAAGCGGUUCUAAGAGCCUUUGAACUUGUAUCGGGUCUAGGUAUCAAUUACCACAAGAGUAAGUUGAUUGGUGUUAAUAUUAGUUUGAGUUUCUUGGAUGCGGCUUCCUUUGUGUUAUCUUGUAGGAAGGAAGAUAGUAGCGUUAAUUUCCUUGGAAUCCCCAUUGGGUCCAAUCCGAGGAAAGCAUCUACUUGGAAUCCUCUUUUGUUCAAAAUUAAAAAGAGACUCUUGGGGUGGAAGAAUCGUUUUUUAUCUUUGGGAGGAAGGAUAACUCUUCUCAAAUCCGUCUUGUGUUCUUUAUAUAUCUUCACAUUAUCUUUUUUCAAAAUGCCAAGUGCGGUGUCUAAAGAAGUUAAUAAGAUUUUAGGCGAUUUCUUGUGGGGAAGUGUGGAAGAGAGGAGGAAAAUUCAUUGGGUGAGUUGGAAGAAGGUGUGUCUCCCAAUUGAUAAAGGGGGCCUAGGUAUGAAAUACUUGCCGGAUUUCAAUGUGGCUCUCCUUAACAAGUGUAGGUGGAGAAUUUUAAAAGGUGGAGAUGAAGUGUGGCUUCGUUUAUUGAAGGCUCGCUAUGGUGACAUUACUUCCGUCAUAUUAAGCAAAGGUACGCAUUCUCUUGUCUCUAACUCUUCUCCUCCUCAUUCUACUACUUCAUCCCCUUCUUCUUCUUAUUGGUGGAAAGACCUUAUUUCCAUCGGUAAAUUUAGCCAUUUGGAUCCGAUGGUUCGUUUGUGCAAAUUCAAGAUCGAAAGAGGUUUCACCACCCCUUUUAGGGAAGUGAAUUGGACGGGUAAUUUUUGCUUGAUGGACGAGUUUCUGAACUUGUAUAAAGAAACUAGAUUGAGAUUGGUUUCGGUAGCGGGUAUGGGAGGAUGGGUCAAUCAUGAUUGGAGGUGGGGUGAUAUGGGUUUGGCCCCGAAGGAGGUUUCGGGAGGCAGUGGGCCGAACGGGCAGGAAGUAGGGUCUCUUUGUGAGCUGUUACAAGCGUUUGAGCCGGAGAGUAGUGGUUCGGACACGGUUUCUUAG